This is a messenger RNA of Mya arenaria, 4681 nucleotides long. RefSeq names its product serine/threonine-protein phosphatase 2A regulatory subunit B'' subunit beta-like. NCBI's taxonomy places the organism in Eukaryota, Metazoa, Mollusca, Bivalvia, Myida, Myidae. Gene Ontology annotation, molecular function: protein phosphatase regulator activity; calcium ion binding. Gene Ontology annotation, cellular component: protein phosphatase type 2A complex. Gene Ontology annotation, biological process: protein dephosphorylation. The coding region runs from base 310 to 2421 and encodes 703 amino acids. The record is from RefSeq and is a predicted model, not a curated record. The transcript has 13 exons.
UGCUAAUCAGUAUUCCAGUUGACUACAGUGUUCUCCCCCAAUCUUCCCGAUACUAUCUACCUAGAAAACGUGGAUAAAAAACAUACAGGUUUGAUGCUCUGCCAGCCUCUGGUAACCAUGGCAACAAUCUCUUAGAGAAACUGUUUGUAGAAAGGCUGUACAUUGGUACGGAUUUAAUAAACAUUCAAUGAUAAAGAUAAAAUCAAUGUCACGAAUGAAAUUAAAAUCAAGGAUUUAUUAGUGAUAACGAUGAAUUGGAUGUUAAUUUGACCUCACCAGUGAAAAGUUGAAGUCGGAUACAAAAUAAACAUGCAAAUGAGGGAGGAAGUGAUUUUCGAAUCGCCACCGGUAAAAUUGCCGGUGAGCUUCAACAAAAAUGGUGUCAAGAUGAAUAACAAUAAUCACAAUAUAUAUAGAAAAGUGAUCAACCACAACAAUAACAACCUUGUGAGAAUGCAGGAUGUUAAAUCGCCAAAAACUGGCGCGUGUAUAAAAUAUGUGUGCUCAAAAGUGACGUUGUAUUACAAUAGUCGGAUCGAGCUAAAAUGGCGACGUGCGUUACACCACUGUGGAACUUGUGACUAUGGGGUCGGGAAAGGGGAGAGUACUCCUUGCGGUGCAAUACAUUACGGCAUGUGUCUGCCAGUGGUAGACAGACUCUCCGUACCACAGAAAUCUCCCAAAUCCCCGCAGGCAGCUAGCUGGCCCGCUAGUCAGCCGGCUCCUGUGUCAGGGGUCCGACCUGCUGUGUCUAGUCAGUCGAGAGUUGCAGGACAACCACAACAGAUUACCUCAGUGCCUUCUAGUCUUUCUUCCAAGAUAUUCAUUCAGACAAUCUCAAAUGGAUCUUCAAACAAGGAUUCUUCCAGUGUUCUCAAAGACAUUCGUGAUAGAGACCUUGAGAAAGAAAACACAGACAUCAACAUUCAAAAUAACCAACUAAAUCAAACUUAUGACACUUUUUCUACCUCCAAUAAGGAGAGUAGUCGGACUAAAAAGAAAGAUAACUCUAGGCCUCUUAGUAACAGAACUUCUGUGAUACAAAAUGCAAAUCUACCAAAGUUCCAUUUUCCAAUGGGUCGUCCCAGUGAUAAGGAUACGACAGAAGAAGUGCUCUUACGGGUCUCGAAAGAAUUCUCAAAGUUUGAGGGAGGGAAAAUCUUCAAAAACCAGACGGCAGUUCUUGCAAAGGAGUGUGGCCUGCCCCUGUACUGGAAGUGUCCACUAUUUGUGGCGAGUGGCGGGCUCAAGCAAGGCUUCAUCACUUUCCCUAUGUUCUCAGCCAUGUGGAAAAGGAUAAACCAGUCAUGUCACGACUUGGCGGCCAAGUUUGUGAUGUUGAUGGCAAAACAGGGGACCAACUACAUAGAGGAAGAAGACCUCGUUCCAUUCUUACAGGAUGUUGUGGACACACACCCUGGCCUCACCUUCCUACAAGAGGCCCCGGAAUUCCACUCCAGAUAUGUAAAUACUGUUAUAGCUAGGAUACUGUAUUGUGUAAAUAGGUCAUGGACUGGUAGAAUCACCAUUCAGGAACUUAGAAAGUCAAAUUUAUUACGAGUAUUACAAUUAUUGGAAGAGGAGGAUGACAUUAACCAGAUAAAUGAGUAUUUCUCCUACGAGCACUUCUACGUCAUCUACUGCAAGUUCUGGGAACUAGAUAAGGACCAUGAUCUCUUCAUUGAUAAGACUGAUCUCGCUAGACACAAUGAACAUGCCAUAUCUACGCGGAUGCUAGACCGGAUAUUUUCCGGAGCGGUUACCCGAGGGAAAACUUUUGAAGAAGGCAAGAUGAGCUAUCCUGAGUUUGUCUGGUUUCUGCUUUCUGAGGAAGACAAGAAACAUCCUACAAGUGUUGAAUACUGGUUUCGGUGUAUGGACAUUGAUGGGGAUGGCUUUAUCUCUAUGUACGAGAUGGAGUAUUUCUACGAGGAACAAAUGCAAAAGAUGGAGGCCCUUGGCAUCGAACGACUGCCCUUUGAGGACUGCCUCUGUCAGAUGUUAGACCUAGUCCAGCCAAUGAGGCUUAAUGCGAUUUCACUGAGUGAUCUGAAACGAUGCAAAAUGACAAACAUUUUCUUCGACACCUUCAUGAACCUUGACAAAUUCCUUGAGAACGAGCAACGAGAUCCUUUCGCAAACCUACGGGAUCUUGAAAAUGAUGCUCCAGAGCCGACAGACUGGGAGAAAUACGCAGCUGAGGAAUAUGAGAUCCUUGUGGCAGAGGAGGGCGCAAACGAUCAGGAAGAAAUACACUAUGAGGAUGACUUUGAGCCUGACGAGGAUGACCUUGAAGGAGGUUUGUCCUUGGGAGGGUCGGGGGAGCCACGCCCACAAGAUCCGAUUGGUCGAGGAGUCAAGAAACCAGCGGCCACCACUGAUGACAUAUACGACUUCAGUAAUACUGGAUCCACUUACUGAGUUCUUCAGCAGAUUGAUUUAGUUUUGGAAAAAAACGGAUGGACAAUAUGAUGUGUAUACUUUAUAUACCAUAUUCUGUCUCAUCUUGUAAAAUGGUUCAGUGAACAGAUUUUCGUUGAUUAUAAUAAGGGAUUGGAUCUACCAAGUGAUUUAUAUUAAAUCUGAAAAUGAAGCUUCUAGUAUAAAUUCAUAUAAACUGGGGCAGAGAGGAAAGAGGUAGCUGUCACACACCAUUCAAAACCAGGGGUCUUAUUUAUAAAGCAUCUUAAGUCAUUUUCUUACCUAAGUCGAUUUUUUAAAUUUUCCAUGGUCAAAUUAAAAGAAAUGUUCAAGACUCUAGAAAAUAGUGUAUUUUGGAAAAUCUUUAUUUUUUAUUUCGGAUGACUUAUGUUACUAAAAUUAGAAAGUGACUUUAGAAGUUUUGUUUUACCCCAGGGCAGGUAUUCAUAAAACAUCUUAAGUCAUUUCUUAACAUAAGUCCAUUUCCUAUAAUAUUCAUAGUCAAACUUAAAGAAAAGUAUUCUAAACUUAAAAGUAUCUCUAUUACAUACCAUUAAUGAACAUGAAAGCAUUUUUAGAUAUUAUUAAGUUAUAAUAUCAUGCGCCCAAUGCAAUACAUGGGAAAAUGUAAGGAAAUGACUGAAGAUGUUUUAUGAAUGUGGGCCAAGUAAUGACUGACAAAGUUUCCAGUGAGUUGAAUAAUACGCAGUAAGACAUGGCAUCUGUAUUAAAUAUAACUAGAGGCGUGUACUUUAUUAUCAUUUUAUGCAUAUAUCUGUUUAUUUUAAUUGGUUACUUAAUGAAGACUGUAUAGCCCUGUAACGCAUUUUUUUAAAAUAGAUGUAUGAAGUUUUUCCUUGCCAAAAACUACCCGGUAGGUGUUAGUCACAGUGACCUUGUUCAAGUUUUUGUUAACUGUUGUGUUAGAGGCUGAGUGUUUGCAUCAGCAGUUCUUGUUUUAUAAAUAGAUGUUAGCCUUGUUUAAGAUGAAGAAAAACACUGUAUGCAGAUGUGUAAAACUUCUAUAAACAAGAUCGGUAAUAGUAAAGGGUGGGCAAAAAAUGAGGAAAAAAAGUGUACGAUAAAUAUGCAAGAAACACUACUUGAUGGACAUUCUGAUGUUAGUUGAGACAUUGUUCAAAUAUUAUGGAAUCAUGUUGAUAAUGUAUAUAGUUUUCACUAUGUAAAUGAAUCUUCAAUGUAUUUAUUUAUUUUGUAAAUAGACCUACUUUUUAUCUGUGAUUUUAUUUUGUUGUAUUAUCAUUGUUAAGUCAGUUCUACAUCGUUUGUUUUAAGAACAUUGUUAAUGUCAUGAGAUUUUUUUGGUCAAUAUUUUAGCAAAUUUUCAUUAUUUCUUUUACUACUUAAAAAAAGGGUUAAAUGUUCACUUAACCUGUUAUAUGAAGUUAGUGUUAAAAGUACACUUACAGCAUUUCAACAAAUAUUUGAAUUAAAAUUAUGAUCAUAUUUGAAAUCUCAUGAAAGAAAUGUUUAGGAAAUACAUCUUCAGAAAAAAACUGUGAAUGAUAUAGUCAUGUAGAUGAGAUCAUUUCUAUUCAUGAAAACUUGUCAUAUAAAAAACUAAAAACAUUUCCAUUUAGAUACAAAGUAGUCAUUGACAGUUGUGUUCAAACAUUAUAUCACUACUUCCCACAUACCAUAAAACUUUGAGGUUGCGAAACACUAUGUUUAUACAUGUACAGGUAGCUACUCAUGCAAAUAGAAGUGGCAGUUGGCCUUCACAAUUAAGAAAAAUUACUUUCCCUGUGAUUUUGUAGAUAUAAUUUCCGUUCACGUUGUACCUGUAUGACGCAGAUUACAAUUUUUAUGUGAUAUCAUUUCCGCUCACCCCAUACCUGUAUGAUGCAGGUCACAAUCUGUAUGUGUCCUUCACACAGUACUGAGUACACUUCUACAAAGUACACAUACCUUCAUGGCAUUGCACUCAAAAAGGUUCACAAAAACAAGUGCAAGCAUAGCGUUUCUCAACCUCUUGAAUCUUCAAGAAAAUGCUUUAUAAAUCUCACAAAUAAACUCAUUUACUUUAAAAAUUUACUUAAUUUAAAAUCAUUGAAUUGUUCCUUAAAUGAAAAAAUAAAUAUUUUGAAGGCUGUUUGAUAACAGAGGUUACAUUACGGCAGCUGAAGGUCAAUACUUUUUGGGGGAAAUCAAUAUUUAUGACUUGUAUGUAUUUUAAAAUUCACUUAUUGGCUCUGAUUGUGUAGUUUUACAUGAAUGAAAAAAUAAAUGCUUGAAAUCA